AUGCAGGCCAUCAAGCUGAGCAAGAAGUACCCCGAGUUCAAGCAGGAGGAGAUUUUCGACCUCAUCAACCGCUUCCACCAGAUCGACAUUGAUGGGACAGGCGGCGUUGAGAAGGCAGCGGUUAUUUCGGCACUGCAGCACAGCGGCGACGCCGACUACGACUCGGCCCGUGAAACGCUCAAGCGCGUCGACGUAGACUCGUCAGGCAAGGUUGCCGUCGAGGACUGGGUACAGCUUCACUCGCUACUGCGGGCAAGUAAGAACCAGCCUGUCAUCUCGUCCAACAAGGGCCGCAUUGCCGUCACGGGCACGGCUGGCACAGGUACCAAGCACACGAUCAACGAGGAUGAGCGCACGUCGUUUACCGACCACAUCAACGGCGUGCUGGCCGGCGAUCCAGACGUCGGGCACCGCCUCCCGAUCGCGACCCACACGAUGCAGCUGUUCGACGAGGUGCAGGACGGCCUGAUCCUCUGCAAGCUGAUCAACGACUCGGUGCCCGACACGAUCGACGAGCGUGUUCUCAACAAGCCCAAGAAGGGCAAGCAGCUGAACGCGUUCCAGAUGACUGAGAACAACAACAUCGUCAUCUCGUCGUCCAAGGGUAUCGGCUGCUCGGUUGUCAACAUUGGUCCCAGCGACAUCGAGGAGGGCCGCGAGCACCUCAUCCUCGGUCUGAUCUGGCAGAUUAUCCGCCGCGGUCUCCUCGCCAAGAUCGACAUCAAGCUCCACCCCGAGAUGUACCGCCUCCUUGAGGACGGCGAGACGAUGGAGGAGUUCCUCCGCCUUCCGCCCGACCAGAUCCUCCUCCGCUGGUUCAACUACCACCUCAAGGCUGCCAACUGGAACCGCCGCGUCGAGAACUUCAGCAGAGACGUGUCGGACGGCGAGAACUAUACAAUCCUGCUCAACCAGCUGCGCCCCGACGAGUGCACCACCGCACCCAUCCAGACUCGCGACCUGCACCAGCGCGCAGAGGAGGUGCUGCAGGGCGCGGACCGCAUCGGCUGCCGCCGCUUCCUCACGCCAAACGGUAUGGUGAGCGGGAACCCCAAGCUCAACCUUGCCUUUGUGGCCAACCUGUUCAACACUUGGCCUGGUCUCGACCCGCUCGACGAGAACGAGGCGCCACCCGAGAUUGAGGACUUUGACGCCGAGGGCGAGCGCGAGGCUCGUGUGUUCACGCUCUGGCUCAACUCGCUCGACGUCGAGCCGGGAGUUUACAACCUGUUCGAGAACCUCAAGGACGGUACAGUCCUUCUCCAGGCGUUCGACAAGGUGAUUCCCGGGUCGGUCAUCUGGCGGCGCGUCAGCAAGCCCAAGGAGGGCCAGGAGCUGUCGCGCUUCAAGGCAGUCGAGAACACGAACUACGCUGUCGACCUGGGCAAACAGAACGGCAUGCACCUCGUCGGCAUCCAGGGCUCGGACAUUGUUGACGGGACGCGCACUCUCGUCCUCGGUCUCGUGUGGCAGCUGAUGCGCAUCAGUAUCACGCAGACGCUCGCACAACUCAGCCGCGGCGGUCGUGCUGUCACCGACCAGGACAUGGUGCGCUGGGCCAACGACACUGUCAAGAAGGGCGGCAAGAGCAGCACGAUGCGCAGCUUCAAGGACCCGAGCCUCAGCAACGCCGUCUUCUUCCUUGACCUCCUCAACGGCGUCAAGCCUGGCAUUGUCGACUACUCGCUCGUGUCGAGCAGCAGCGCCGAAGAGGACAAGCGUCUCAACGCCAAGCUCGCCAUCUCGAUUGCACGUAAGCUCGGCGCACUCAUCUUCCUCGUGCCAGAGGACAUUGUCGAGGUGCGCCCACGCCUCAUCCUCACGUUUGUUGGUGCGCUGUGGGCCGCGUCGUCGGGCGCCUAA
Molecule: messenger RNA, 1863 nt
Organism: Cutaneotrichosporon cavernicola
Lineage: Eukaryota; Fungi; Basidiomycota; Tremellomycetes; Trichosporonales; Trichosporonaceae
Gene: fim1
Exons: 6
Coding region: 1-1863 (620 amino acids)
Biological process (GO): actin filament bundle assembly; actin filament network formation
Cellular component (GO): actin filament bundle; cytoplasm; actin filament
Molecular function (GO): calcium ion binding; actin filament binding
Source: RefSeq, a predicted model, not a curated record